AUGUUCGUACCUGCUCAUCUAGAUAGCACCGAAGCCUGCAUUGAAGACAUCAAGAGGCAUCGCCAGGUCCCGGAUGGCUGCAUCAUCGCCUCAUUCGAUGUAGUGGGCCUCUAUUCGAACAUUCCUAUAGAUGAGAGCAUUUCGGCCGCUAUUACCAAGCUAGAGCAGCAUAAAGAUGAUGUCGACAUGCUUGGAUUGACGGUUGCGGAUGUACAGCUGAUGUUGCAGUAUGUUCUGUCAAACAACUACUUCGAGUUCAAUAGUAAACAGUACCGUCAGAAGCGUGGAAUUGCGAUGGGGAACCAUCUGGCACCUCCGCUGGCCAUCCUCUUCAUGGAUGCGCUUGAACAGAAGGCCCUCUCGACAGCUACAGUGAAGCCAGAUCUCUACAAGCGAUAUAUCGACGACUGCAUACUACUGUGGAGACAUGGCUGGAAAGGUUUAACAGCACUUCUAGAUCACUUCAACGGACAGCACACUACUAUCAAAUUCACAAUGGAACACACGGUCAACGAAACUCAGUCAGUGAACUUCCUGGAUCUAGCGCUGUCUGUGCGUGGAAACAGCAUAGAGUGGGAGCUCUAUGUUAAGCCUUCCCACAGUGGUGUCCACCUGUCUUAUGAAUCAUGUCUCCCCUGGUCGUGUAAAAGAGCUGUUGCAACGAACCAAUUCUCUCGAGCUAUCCGUAACUCGUCAACACCGGAAGCGGAAGACAGGAGCAUGUCCAUAAUUGAAGAGUUGCUCGAGAGAAAUGACUAUCCACGCACCGAGAUAAACGCAGCACGACGAGCAGCCAAGGGGAAGAGACAAGAUACACACCCGUCUCAACAACAGCAGCGUGACAGCAAGCGCAGACACAACCAAUUCAAGUCAGUCAUCAAACUGCCCUUCAUCAACGACUCACUUGCCGCUCGUGUCUCACGACGUGUUCGAAAGUUCAGUCCGCAUGUUCGUGUUGUCUUUGUGUCUGGUCCUUCUUUGAAGGAUAUGUUGGUCCGAUCGUCGAGUGCUGCAAAGAUUCUCGGCAGGGAGGCUUCGCUACCAUCAAGGAAACUGCUUGAAGCUAUCGAGAUAAGGAAGCGCAAACCAGCAGUCAAUUGCGAUGACGGCUGGCGCCUAAUUGACUGA
Molecule: messenger RNA, 1128 nt
Organism: Sycon ciliatum
Lineage: Eukaryota; Metazoa; Porifera; Calcarea; Leucosolenida; Sycettidae
Exons: 2
Coding region: 1-1128 (375 amino acids)
Source: RefSeq, a predicted model, not a curated record